GUGACCAUAUCUCCUUCCAUGAAGCCUCUGAGAUCUGCGCAGUUGGUGGGGAUGAAGAAAAAGGCCUUCUCAGUGGUGGCCACCCAGCUCUGGAAUUCAAUUCCUAGAGAGAUUAGGCUAGCCUCUACUAUUCAAGUUUUUCAGUCUAAUCUGAAAACAUGACUUUGUAAACAGGCCUUUGACCUUGAUUAGAAUUUUAGUGGUUAGACUCAAGGACUUAAUGAUUGCUUCACUUCGACACUUUGGAUUGAUACUUGAAGACAGCCAUUUUUAUCCGCAUGGGCUGCUGCAUUUUAUGGAAUUUUAAAUCUUAUUAAGUGACAUUUUUAGGUGAAGGUGUAGUGAAAUUUUAUUUGUGUUUAUGUUGUCAUUGUUGUAUAUGCUUAUUUAUUGUGUAUUCUAUGUGUGCGGCACUUUGGAGUGCUUUUGUGAACUGUCUCGAUUCCCUUCGGGUAUAUGGUCAGGGGAUAUAAAGUUUAGCAUUAAGUUUAUUAUUACUUGAAAUUAGAAAUCCCAGCCAAUAAGUGAAGUGGUAAAGUAAACAAGAACUAUACCACAUUUGUGUGUUAAUCACACAGACAAAUGGGAACCAGUCCCUCAUAUGAGUGUUUUGAGAAGAUACGUAUGAUAGAGAAGAACAGCCAUGAGCUCAUUGGAGGAAAGAUCAUUUAUAAGUGCAACUUACACAUCUCUCCUAGGUUUUAAGUCCCUUGUUCAGGACUAUCCCAUGCCCUGAUGUUUCAGGACCAAAACAUGGGAUGAUCCAUCAUGAUUUCACAGGAGAUGUUACAGGAGGCAGUUGAGAGAGUAGCAUCAACCAUAGUUACAUAAAGUAUGGCAUUCACAUAAAAAUAUUAAGAACAUGGAAAACACACAUAUGCACACUUUUAAAGACAGUGCUGUCACUCUGAGAUUCCUUACAUCUGAGAACAAGGAGUCUUAUAAGAUGCUAGAAGUCCUUACACAGGACAUUAGUGUGCUCUGUCUGGGGCAAACAGUCUAGGGAUGACUACCUCCCUAUCUUUACUUGUGUUUUGCCUCUGUUUGACAAUCUGACACAUUUUCCGUCCCUUUUGCACAUGAUACAAAUUUGACUCAUACACUGCUGCAAUCCAGAGCCUGCCGUAGUCUACAAUCUCUGUGAAUGUAUUCAAGGGAAAAUUGGAAAUGUUGAAAAGGGGAAACUUCUGGGCAGAGGGAGGGCCAAGUUCUUCAUAGCAUAUAAAAGGCAGAGUCUCUUUGCCUUACCAAAAGAGUCUCAGAAAAGCUGGUCACUUCCACCGUUGCUCCUGGAGCCUGAUCUGAGAGGAAACGAGAACGUGCCAUUCAUUGCAAGAUGUGGGCAAAGGUGCCUAAGCAGUCAACUCAUGGAAUUAGCCUAAGUAAAGCUUCGCUCUCUAGAGAUGGACAAGGAACCUGGCUGAACACAAGCAGCUUCCUAUGUGUUCCCAAGAGUAGAAAACCUUGAAAACUUAUUGUAUUUGGACAGAAGAAGCAAAAGCUUUUAAAGGAACUGAAGGUUACUUCAGAAUAUUACUGGAAAUUUUGCUAACGUAAUCCAUGGGUUGACCACAAGCCACCUGACAGAUGUGGUUAUUCAGAGGAGCAAACGGAUGAUUCUGGAUACCCUAGGAGUUGGGCUGCUCGGCACCAGGACAGAUGUUUUUCAGAAAAUGGUACAAUACAGUAAGGUCUACAGCUCUGACACAUCCAGUUCUGUCUGGGGUCACCCGUAUCUUAAGCUUCCUGCUCUGUAUGCAGCUUUUGUGAAUGGAGUGGCGAUUCACUCCAUGGACUUUGAUGACACUUGGCACCCAGCCACACACCCCUCUGGGCCUGUGCUUGCUGCUCUCCUUGCUACCUCCGAAGCCAUAUCUAAAAACCAAAGGAUUUCUGGUCAAGACUUGCUUUUGGCUUUCAACGUAGGAAUUGAAGUACAAGGAAGACUGAUGCACUUUUCAAAGGAGGCCAGCAAUGUUCCUAAAAGGUUUCACCCACCAUCCAUACUUGGCACCCUUGGAAGUGCUGCAGCCACCGCUAAACUCUUGGGUCUCGAUCAGUUUAAAUGUAAGGAAGCCCUGGCAAUUGCUGCCUCUUAUGCUGGUGCACCAUUGGCCAACGCAGCCACCCAAACUAAACCUCUCCAUGUGGGCAAUGCAAGCAGGCAUGGCUUGGAAGCAACCACCUUGGCAUCCUUGGGUCUCCAGGCAAACAAACAGAUCCUGGACCUUGAGUCAGGCUUUGGAGUCUUUUACACAGAAUACUUGCCUCAGACUCUGCCAAGCUUGGAAUGCUAUUCUUGGUUGCUGGGCCAACAAGACGUUGCCAUCAAGAGCUUCCCAGCACACCUCGGCACACACUGGAUGGCAGAGGCAGCCCUGGCCGCACGGAAGCACCUUGCAAAGAAUGGGGAGUCCCUCCCCAUUGGCCGAAUCAAGACGGUCGUGCUUAAAGUCCCGGACAUGCAAUAUGUUAAUAGACAAUUCCCUUCCUCUGAACACGAAGCUAGACAUUCUUUCCAAUUUGCGGCAUGCUCUGCAUUGCUGGAUGGCUGCAUCUCUGUUGAGUCAUUCAAAGGGAGGAACAUUUCCCGCCCAGAGCUAAAGGAGCUGCUCAGCAAGACAUGUCUAGAGCAUCCUCUUGACAACCAUCCCAGUUUUAACAGCCUUUACUGCGAAAUUGUCAUCACCCUCCAAGAUGGAAACACCUUCUCAGAGCGUUGUGAUACUUUCUACGGGCACUGGAGGAAGCCACUGCGCAGGGCAGACCUGGUGAAAAAAUUCCAUGCCAACACCACCACUGUUCUCUCGCUAGAAGGUGCUAAACGCAUAAUUGAAACAGUCGAUGACUUAGAAAGACUAGAAGACUGUAGAGUGUUGAUCUCCCUUCUCCAAGGGCAUGAGUGGACAGCCAAACAGGCAAAACUCAGAAAUGAGUUGCCCUAAAGGAGACUUCUAAAAUGAAGUUUCAUCACUGCACAAUUGAGAUGGCUUAUCAGACUUAAGAUAGCCUGGUUUUCUCAAAAAUUGUUUGCUGUGGAUCAGAUGAACUUCUCCAAAGUAAAUCCAAAAUCAUUAUGUAUUUUAUAUGCACAUCCAGGAGCCAAAAAACAACAACAUACAAUGUUAAUGUAUGUAUGUGUGUGAGAUAAACAAGAGCUCUCUGCUUUGGGAUAGCAAGAAUAGCUCUUCAGAUCUUGACCAAUGGUGCUUUCAUUUGCAGAGUAUCACAAAGCCUCUUCUAAGUCCUAUGGCUUUUAACCUGGGUCACAAUCCUGCUGUCUCCUAGUGCAGGAAGACCAAGUUCUGUAUGUCUCAUUUGGGGGCAAGGAGUAGUGAACUUUGUUGUCAUGUUUCUGGGACACUUUAGAUGUCAUUAUGUGCAAACUGUCAUGUGAUUCUUUCUGUAUUAUCAACUAAGAUGUUUUAAAAUUGCCCUGACAAGAUGUUCUAGAAGCCAUUUUCUCUGCAAUGAAUUUGUUCUCAUGCCUUACCAACCUGCAUUCAAUAAAAUGUUAAAGACUGCCA
Messenger RNA from Anolis carolinensis (green anole), 3527 nucleotides. RefSeq names its product aconitate decarboxylase 1 (gene acod1). Gene Ontology annotation, biological process: defense response. The record is from RefSeq and is a predicted model, not a curated record. Gene Ontology annotation, molecular function: aconitate decarboxylase activity. The transcript has 6 exons. Gene Ontology annotation, cellular component: mitochondrion. Lineage: Eukaryota; Metazoa; Chordata; Lepidosauria; Squamata; Anolidae. The coding region runs from base 1614 to 2945 and encodes 443 amino acids.